Messenger RNA from Dipodomys ordii (Ord's kangaroo rat), 467 nucleotides. It is a transcript of the gene Srp9, whose product is annotated as signal recognition particle 9kDa. Gene Ontology annotation, molecular function: 7S RNA binding. Gene Ontology annotation, cellular component: signal recognition particle, endoplasmic reticulum targeting. The coding region runs from base 29 to 238 and encodes 69 amino acids. The record is from RefSeq and is a predicted model, not a curated record. Gene Ontology annotation, biological process: SRP-dependent cotranslational protein targeting to membrane; negative regulation of translational elongation. NCBI's taxonomy places the organism in Eukaryota, Metazoa, Chordata, Mammalia, Rodentia, Heteromyidae. The transcript has 2 exons.
GAAAAAUGUGGUCUGUCUUUUUCUAAACAUGUGUUUCUCUUGCCAGGUGCGUGUGGUUCUCAAGUACAGGCAUGCUGAUGGGACUUUGUGCAUGAAAGUGACAGAUGAUGCCGUUUGUUUGGUCUAUAGAACAGAGCAAGCUCAAGACGUAAAGAAGAUUGAGAAAUUCCACAGUCAGCUCAUGCGCCUCAUGGUGGCCAAGGAGCCCCGCACUGUGGCUGUAGCGGAAGCAGACUGAGGGACGUGCUUGAAGACUGCUGUGUUUAGAAAGUAAAUAUCUUUUGGAUUUGAGUAAGUGCUGGGACAGAGGAUACUGAUGGGGCUCUUCAGUGUGUAAUUUACAGGUCCUGGAACAAGAAUGCUUUCAGUUAGAAAACCUUUAUUUUUGGAAAUUGAACAGGAUAUACUCAGAACAAUUUAUAUCAGUAAUGUGAAAAUAAAAUACCAAGAAAAGCCUACUCCUUAAA